Molecule: messenger RNA, 930 nt
Organism: Kazachstania africana CBS 2517
Lineage: Eukaryota; Fungi; Ascomycota; Saccharomycetes; Saccharomycetales; Saccharomycetaceae
Gene: SPO7
Product: Nem1-Spo7 phosphatase regulatory subunit SPO7
Exons: 1
Coding region: 1-930 (309 amino acids)
Biological process (GO): nuclear envelope organization
Cellular component (GO): Nem1-Spo7 phosphatase complex
Molecular function (GO): phosphoprotein phosphatase activity; protein phosphatase regulator activity
Source: RefSeq, a predicted model, not a curated record
AUGACAAGUAAGGAAGAUUUUGUUGAGAAGUCAGCUAGCAGCGAUAAUAUAGGUAGCACACCUGAUUCCAAAGAGAUGAACACGCCGAUAGGAGUGAACAUUGAAGUAGAGAUGACUGAAGAAAAGGGAAAAGAGCCUGAAUUAGACAUGGCAACACCGACAAAGCCUAGAAGGAGCGAAUUUAGUACUGGCCUGUCAACUACUUCUACACCGAGGAAAAGAUCAAGUAGUCGUACAUCGAGUGGUAAGACCCAUCGAAACUCAUCGGAUGUGUCUCCUGCAUCGAUGAUAUUUAGAAAUUUAUUAAUUCUGGAAGACGAUUUAAGACGACAGGCAAGAGAACAAAAGCAACUGAGAAGGAAAUACACUGCAUUCCUGUCACUAAUGGCAGGCCUUGCUGGAUUCACCAUAUACGAGCUGUUUUUCAAUACAAGUGAAUAUGUCAAGGGGAUCUACAGGUUUUUCCUGCAAUUAACGCUAUGCUUUAUUAUUAUAACGAUCUCACUAUUCAAUAUUAGUGGACAAUACAGGAGAACAAUUAUUAUUCCAAGAAGAUUUUUCAAUUCGACAAAUAAGGGCAUCCGACAAUUCAAUGUUAGGCUGGUAAGAGUCAAAUCUUCCUGGGAUGAGAUGUUUACAGAUUUCGUAAGAUUCAUAAGUAACAAGACUGCGAUGGUUAAUGUUUGGUUCUUCAGUAAAGUGAUCAAGUUGAGUGAUAAUAAUACUAUAGUGAACUUUUGGAAAAGCGUGACAAUACGAUCACAACCGAGGAUUGGUGCCACAGAUGUGAAGUUGAUUUUGAAUCCCAGAGCUUUUAGCGCAGAGGUCAGAGAAGGCUGGGAAAUUUACAGAGAUGAAUUCUGGGCAAGAGAGGGCACAAGAAGACGUAAGCAAGCCAAGGACGUGGAUACCAAACUCAAGUCUGCAUAA